This is a messenger RNA of Exophiala oligosperma, 3097 nucleotides long. RefSeq lists its product as uncharacterized. The coding region runs from base 1246 to 2784 and encodes 512 amino acids. Gene Ontology annotation, cellular component: membrane. The transcript has a single exon. Gene Ontology annotation, molecular function: acyltransferase activity, transferring groups other than amino-acyl groups. NCBI's taxonomy places the organism in Eukaryota, Fungi, Ascomycota, Eurotiomycetes, Chaetothyriales, Herpotrichiellaceae. The record is from RefSeq and is a predicted model, not a curated record. Gene Ontology annotation, biological process: polysaccharide biosynthetic process.
GGUACAUCUCGAAAGGCGGUCGAGAGAAUGCGUUAUGCUGAUGCCUUGUUUCAUGGCAUGAACGUGAUGAUAUAAGAUACAAUCAAAUCAAGCCGGCGUGCUUCCUCCCUGUCAUACGAAUUGAUGACUAAGGUAUCUAAGAGGUCUUCUCAAGCUUCCCGCAUAAACUGCGCUUUCCACUUUACUCGAUACGCCCAAAACAUACACUCGCUCGAUAUGUUUUCAAGCUUCAAUGGCCAGUCGAUACCAGACAACCCCCUAUGACCGUCGUGGUUCGAGGACAAAAGGGAUCUAAGGAUCGACAUAUUCAAAACCUGCGCCCCACGAACACAACAAGCAAAGGGCGAAUGUACCCGACAGCCAAACAAUUCCCUUCAUGCAAACCCUCUCCGCAUGUCUAAUUUCAUGUCUCUUAAGAUGCAAUUCUCUACUCGGCUGAAGUGCUUCCCGCAGGCACGUUUUCUGUCAGAACCCUCAAAAAGGGGUAUGGUUUUAGAUUUUGACUCGAGCCAGGAGCUCCCAAAACGGUAAAAAACCCUCAGACGACAGCUGUCAGAUUCACUCUUUGCCACUCCUCAUCUUUCUCUUGCCCCUUACAACGCCGUGUAUUGCAAUCAUGGCAUUCUACACAUGCUGCCAAUCUACGAUACGGUGAUCUACUGUCGUUAGCCAAAACCCAUCGCGUCUCCGACUGGAUCGAAAAUCUACCGGCCCGUCCAGUCGAGUCUAGUCUAUGCGAAGACAACACGCAACGGAUAUUUGUCUGUCCAAGCGUCGACAAGUCGACAGAACUCGCUGAACCUUGAUUGAAACAACACUCAAUCAAGAGGAUCUGGCAAAAGGAGACACCUCAUGCAUGUCUCGACAAGGGCCUUUGCUCGUGCAAAUAGGUCUUGAAGAAUACUCACCCAAGACAUCAAUUCUCCUCUGGUACAGUGUCGCAUAACAAUACUCAUCGUUUGGGAAAUCCCCCCGGGCACGCACGUCAGAUUGAUCUACAGCAUAGCGGUCCUAUCAGAAACAUGCACCGAUCAGGCACGGUCUAUCCUAUCGACAAGGGCACGUCCGUGACACGCUGUCAGUGGAUAAGUGGCACAUUCCUCGCUUCCAGCAGCAUCCCCUUACUUCGCCGCACACGCAGGGACACAGAUCCCUUUCAUAAAAGAUGCAUCCCUGCCAUUACAUGAAGCUUGAACGUCUCGACUUCUUUCUCACUGCUGACGCCGUCGUAUACGGCAACGCAAGAUGUCACACAUGGAAGAGUACAGACCGUUGACUGAUCAUGUCCCCCCACAAAAUGACGCUGAUGAAGGAGAAGAACACGACCUCUCCGAAGUCGAUCUCGAAAAGCUCCCCGAAGAAGAGAGACCUAAAUGGUAUCAAGACCCUAUCAGACGCAUCUCGGCCGACUGGCGAACAUCAACCAGAUGGGACGCGACAGACAUAAAAACCCUACUGCUUCUCGGCCUUUCAUACCUCGUCCUCGUUUUCCCACGUUUUGUACAUCCCGGUGGCCUCAAAAAGAAGAGCGAGUUACACCCGACAGCCUACCUGGAUGCCUUGAGAGGCUGGGCGGCCGUAUCAGUGGCCCGAUAUCAUAGCUUUGCCAACAGGACAUGGCUCCUUGAGCAGCCCGUCAUCCGUAUGAUCCUCAACGGUCGGGCCAUGGUGGACAUCUUCUUCAUCAUCUCCGGAUACGUGCUCAGCUACAGACUGCUCAAGAUGGUCCGAAACCGGCAGACGGGGCUCCUCAGGGCUCUGGCGUCCUCGACCUUUCGAAGGUGGUGGCGACUCUACAUCUCGACCGGCGUUGCCUCCCUGAUAACCGCCAUCAUGUCGUUCUGGGGAUGGUGUCAGCCCGCACACCGCCAGUCCACCUUCUACCUCCAAAUGCGAGAUUGGUUCUGGGAUUUCGGCUACUCGAGCAACCCCUUCGGCGACAUCAAGGGCUUUUGGUAUGGCGACGUCUUCCGCACCCACUACCUCGACCAGAUGUGGACCAUCCCCGUCGAAUUCCGAGGCAGCAUGGCCGUGUUUUGGUUCAUCGCCGCGGCCUGCUACAUGGCGACGUUUGGCCGGAGGCUCUUCGCCUGGGUCGUCAUCGGUCUCUGUUACUGGUGGGGCAUCAUCUACGUCGCCCUGUUCAUGUACGGCAUGUUGAUCGCCGACUACCAAUUCGAUCGUCACCCCGAACGGCUUCAGAAGAUCCGACUCCCACAACAGGAGCAGGACGAAUUGCCCGAGGUGUCGGAGAAGCCACAAACCCACAGAAACUACCGCAAGUAUUUGAAGAUCGUGGGCUGCCUCGUCCUGCUCAUCAUCGGUAUGUUCUUGAUGGGACAGCCCGCGCCGUACGACGGUCACUACAACCGGGACUGGUGGCCGUGGGGUUUCUUCGAAGAUCUCAUCCCCUACUGGUACAUCGCCGAAUUGGGAGAACACUUUUGGCUCGGCAUCGGUGCCGCCAUCUUCGUCUUCGCCUUGGACAAUUGUCGCAUGCUCCAGAUUCCCUUCGAGUGGGGCUUCUCCCAGUAUCUCGGCGACAUCUCGUUCGGCGUGUACGCCAUGCACAACACCAUCAACUGGGCGCUGUAUAUGCCGAUCGUGGACCCCUGGCAGAAGCGGCACUUUGGUACCCAGAGCUACUGGUCCGGUGCUCUGGGUGAGCUUUUCACCGCCUUGGUCAUCAUCUGGGCCGCAGAUUACUUCACCCGGAUCGACGAGUUGGUCGUCAAGGCCGGCAGGUGGUUGGAAUCCAAGACUUUUAUCAAGUGGGACGAUUAGACCCAGACUUUGGGGGUUUGACGGUUUGGUGCUAUCUCACUUGCUUCCUUUUCCUUUUCCUUUCUUCUUUAUGGCAAUACGCAAGGCGUUCGGUGUCGGUGUUUGGGUGUUCGGGUCAUACAAACAUUGCCUACUCGGGGGGUUUCCUGGAAAUAAGAAGCAUGUGCCUGUGACUUGAAGCUCAAAGUAAUAUAUGUGAGCUUUGCGGCUGAUACGUAGUCUUUUUUGUUUGGUUCCUCCUCAGUAUCGAAUACAAGUAUGACAGAGCAAUGACGAUGAUAUUCAUAUGAAACUCCAAUCAUUUUUUAUGGCC